CCUUGUCUGUAUCACAUGACUUGUUAUUUGCCAAAAUGGUGGAAUAAAAGCAGACAACAGAACGAGUUGUAUAGCUCAAGAAAGUCUCGUGAUCUUUUGUCCAAAAUGGACUCUCUGGGAACUCGAGAUGAAAUUGUUGAGCCGUCCACAAUUACAAGAUGGAACUUUACAAAAUUACUGGAGCAACCCAGAGAGAAUGUGGGUGAAGAAGAUGGAUCCCCCUUCCCCUGGAGAAAUGACCUGAAUGCAAAAAUAGCUCUUUGGUCUGGGAAUAUCACAAAGCUGAAUGUUAAUGCCAUUACCCAUGCAACCAAUGAGCACAUGAAUGAUAGAAAUUCACUCAGUGAUGAGCUGUACAGACAGGGUGGACAGGCGCUGUUUAAAGAGGUGCAAGAGGAUUUACGAGUGUGCAAGACUGGGGAAGCAAAACUCAGCAAAGGCCAUCAACUACCAGCACGUUAUGUCAUCCACUCAGUGGGUCCACGCUACAACGUUAAGUAUAUUACAGCCGCCGAGAGCGCUCUGUUUAGCUGCUAUAGGACAAUCCUACAGAUAUGCAAAGAGACAGAAAUCAAAGUCCUUGGUCUUGGAGCAAUCCACACAGUCCGCAGAAACUAUCCCCCUGAGAAAGGAGCUCAUAUAGCAAUACGUACAGUUAGACGCUUCCUAGAAAAACAUCCCGAAGCUAUUGAUCUCAUCGUUUUUGCAUGCACAGAAGAAAAUUUGGAAGUGUAUAGAAAAAUUCUUCCAUUGUACUUCCCAAGGAAUUCUAGUGAAGAAGACGAAGCUCUUGACCAUCUGCCCAGUGAUAUUGGAAACGAAGACGGUGAACCUGUGAUUAAAGAGCGUCAGAUUAGAAUCUUGGACAAGCCUACCUUUGCUGCAUUAAAGGCUACAGAUGAAGAAUUUGAGCAGACCAUCGACCUGAACAAAGAGUUUGCUCAGUCCAUGGCCUUGGACGUCGGCCACCAUCCCUUUGCCAACAUGGAGGAAGACCCUGACAAAGUGAAAUCCCGCCAUAUGGCACAGCAGAACACUGCAGAGGCAAAAAAGCUGGAAGUUCGUCGAAGGUACGACAGGUUACUCCAGCGGGCUAAGUCGGAAGAUCUCACAGAUGUGGCUGCCUACCAUUGUUUGUACCGUACCGGAGUGGAUCACUUUGGCCGUCCUAUUGUUGUGUUUGUCGGUAAAAAUUACCCUGCUCAGACUGCUGACCCAGAAAAGGUUCUCCUGUAUCUCAUCCGUGUGAUGGACCCGGUGGUGGAGACCGACUUUGUCCUGGUUUACUUCCACACCUUGACUUCCGGAGCCAACCAGCCCCCGAUGAACUACCUCAAAAUGGUGUACAGCUUCCUAGAUCACAGAUACAAGAAAAAUCUUAAACAGUUUUAUAUCGUCCAUCCCACCUGGUGGUCAAAGCUGGCCACAUGGUUCUUCACCACCUUCACGGCGUCGGACAUCAAGCCCAAGGUGCACAGCCUUAAGGGUGUCCAGUUCCUGUACAGUAAGAUGAGCCCCGACCAGAUCGACAUCCCCCAGUUUGUCCACGAGCACGACAUACAGGUGAACGGUGCCAGAUACGAGGUUCCCGACACGCCGGAGGGACUAUGACGUGCUUUCUGAUGAUGUUGCUGUUUUUGCUGUUGUUGUUGUUGUUGUUGUUGUUGGAGCCUGCAAUGAAGCCAUAGAAAUGAACACCAAUGAGGUAUUGAGAGGAAAAAACAGUGUGAGAUGUUUGUUCUGGGAAUGGAUGUGUGAAGAUAAAUGAAUAAAUCCUGAGCUUUUUGUGAGUCUGAAAUGACCUGUUUUGAGUGAAAUAGUUGAAAAAUUAACGCCCAUGUGCCAUGAAUGGGACAUUGUUUUGCUUUUGGCAAAUGUGUGCUUCGCUUUAUUUUUCUAAUAAUGUUUGAAAUGUAAAAUGGUUUUUUCAUUAUUUUUUUUUUCUGUUCGAUGUGCUAAGAUAGGCUAAUAAUUAAGUGGAUCUAGAAAUGUUUUGGCUGUGAACAUUUUUCUCAACUAGAUGGUACGCUCUUUUUUAUGUGCCAUUUGUUUGUGGGAGAUAGUAUUUAUUCACCAGUGUUGUGAUAAAUUAACACAAACUAAAGGGCAGAAGAAUGUAUAAAUUCAAUAUAUUUUCAUUCCUUAAACAUUUGUUGUUGUUGUUGUUUUUUAACAGCGUAUCACAACUGUAGACACGUCUCCCUUUGUUCUGAACAUCUCAUCACUUUUGCAAUAGGCACUUUUUUUUUUCCUAUAUGGAAUUUGACUCUAUAGAUUUCUCAGUUCUUCCCACACAUGGUUUUACUUUAAAUUAUGUUUACUCGUGCAAUUUGUAAUUAACCCUUACAGCACCAGGCUAUUUUUAGCCCUCACUUCCCUGUGGCACAGAUAAAUAAUACUGGAGUCCUUGACUACUCAGCCCCAACAAUACUGAUAUUGCGUCAGCAACUUUUUGCAAACAUAAAACACAUUUCUUCACUGCCUUCAAUACAACUUAAGAAGAUUACGUGAAAAAUAUUUUUCAGAGACGUUUGGAUCGAUUACGGUAAAAAUAUGCUACAUGGUUUGAGGUUGCCAGUGCCCUGUUAAGGAAAUAUAUUAUACAUACAUGCGACUGGGACUUAGGGAAACGAGAACUCGUGAGGUACACAGCUGCAGCUGUAAGGGUUAACCAUUCUAAUCAAAGUCGUCAAAAAGUUUCUCAAUCCUAGUCAAUUUUGGAGGGAUAUUUUCUUUUUUCUCUUCCUGGGACUUGUUACUCUGUGAGACUUUCUCAUUUUAAUCAUGGAGGGAGCAGGCAGAUCUGGAGUGUUUCUCUUUCAAUAGAAAUCCAAUGAUGUUGUUUUGUUUACGGUACUGAACAGUCUUCAAACUGAGAAAUAUUGAUGGAUGGGGUAAGUUCUAAAGGGAAUCUAAGCACUAUUGAAAUGAUUUCUUGAAAAACAUUUUUAAAAACCAACAAACAAAACUGGAGUUAAACCUUGUUAUUUAGAACUGAAACCAUCAGAUGAAUAUAGCCCAUAAUUAAAAUAUCUGGAGAUUUCAAAGGCAACAGUACCUUCAGUUUUCUGAAAUAGCCACAGCAUUUACUACAGGCUUACCAUGAGAGGCAGGGGCAAAAGGAAGUAGCCAUUUUUUCAUGUGGCAGCAACAGCAUGCUUUUGUCUUGAUAGUUUUUAGCUACUCACAAGUACCAAUUCUUUAUGCAAAGGCAAAGGCUAUGAUGAACCACCUUCCUUUUGUACCAAAACUGAUUUGUAUUUUCCGUUCAUAGCUACCUAUGCUACUGUGUACGCUGUAUGGUUUUGUAUGCUCUACCAUGUUUUCACAAAGAAUUUUUAAAAAGAAAACGUAGAUUCUACACUGUUAAGGGUUUGUUAAUGUAGGUUGGUGGGUUGGUCCUCAGUGACGAUAAAGUAUUAUCUUGUCUCAUCUUAUUCUAUCUUAUCUUAUCUUACGUUAUCUUCUCUUUUUUUUUAUAUGUUUUGGAAAAAAUUGCCGCAAAUGAUUGUUUUUUAAUGAAUAAUAAGAGAAAGAUUCCAAAAUGUGUGUAGGUGAUUUUGUUAUUAUUAUUAUCAUUAUGAGCCAUUUUUUAUUCUCAUCCCACCACAAGGUUACUUCAGCUAUUUUGGUAUGUAAGUAGGAGUGCUGUGGCUGACUUACAGAGUCGGAUAUAAUGUAUCAGAAAGUUUGAAAAAAAACAGUGACUGGAAAUAAUUCAGUAGAAGACUUGAAUUUCUUGAAGAAAUAUUGCACACUGGGUUGUUUUCUUGUUUUUGUUUAUUUCGUUAUUUUACUAAUAUUUUGAAUUUGCAAUUUGAGUGCCCCGGUGUCAUGUGCUCCAAUGCAGUUGCACCACUUUUAACGUUUCAUGGACGUCUUGAUUUCGCAACUUUCUUUUAGAAUCGAGAAAAUCAUAAACUCAAGUGACGCGUGAAAAAAAAAGGAUGCAGUAGUUUGUUGUUGUAUUUAAUUUGAAGAUGUCGCUACAUAAGUUGUCUCAAACGCUGCUCGACACACGAAUAAAAGACGGGAGAACACGGUCAUAAUGUGUGCUUCGGAGAUUGUGUAUGGCUAUGGCUGGACCUGCCACUGGGACUUAAAGUGUGAAAGGGAGAGAGUCUUUUUGAUAUUGUGACUGUGAUUGUGAGAUGUGUGUGGCCUGGAAGGGCCUUAUGAAGUGUGUGCUUUGAUCAUGCAGGCAUCAAAGCUAUGCAUGCCAGCCAAAUCGCUUGCUUGGAACAGAUUUUUCCCUUAGUGAUACGAUAUUUGUUCUUUCCUCCAGUUUGCACUAUUCUGACGCAACAGUUAUCAUUGAACAAUGUGUGGUGUUUAUGUCUGCUUGUUAGCUUGGAUUUAUAAUGUCUUCAACCUUAAAUGUCUACUCCCUUAUACUAAAAUCUCCUGGUCAAUUUUUACUCAAAAGUUCAGGGCAAAAUCUUUGCACAGUAAAAUCCUGAACCAGGAAAGCAAUUAUACAAAUAUGAGAACUGCCAUUAAUUGAGCAAGUUUGUAUUAUUAUAACUUGAGAACUGCCAGUAGUACAAAGUGCAGAACCUGCUUUUCUUCCUUUCCUGCUCAACAGGGCCUGAGAAAUGAAGACUUAACUCUCUAAUGACGAAGUGGACACGUGUCUAAUCAUCAGCAAACAGUGUUUCAUCUCAUAUUUGGAACCAUUAUACACUAAAAAGAAACAAACAUUGGUAUAUUUCAUAAUGCAUGUAUUUUAUUGCCUGUUUUAUAGGCUUCAGAUAUAAAGGAAACAGUAUUACACAAUCUGUAUAAAUAUUCAAGUAAUGCCUUUGUAUUUAAAUUCCCCCCCUCCCUAAAAGCGCAUAUUUAAACGUUGUCUAGUGACUAGAAUUUGUGUCCUCGAUGAAUGAAAACACAAUUGCAAUAUGUUUCUUUGUCUUGAGGGUGAACUUGACAAAUGUUUUGCUGAGAUCAUUUAAGUAAAUUUUUGGGAGCAUUUCGCUCCCUGUAUUUAAAAAUCUUUAAGAUCGUACAAUGUCCAUACGAAAAAAAUGGUCGAGGUUAUUGAAUUGAAAAGUAGAAGUAAGUUAAAUGUAUUGUUAUAUUAGGACAGCCACCCUUGUUGAGGAGAAAGUGGUUGUCUUGGACAGGUGGACAUCUCGGACAAUGUCAUUAUAGUAUAGGAAAACUGCAAGGGGGUUAGUGGGAAGUGGCCAUUUGUACAGGUGAUUGUCUAACAGGCCUUUUGAGCAGGUUCAGCUGUAUGUAUAUAUAGAGUAAUACAGAAGGCGUCUCAACAUGACAGGCUCACCUCCACAUUACUAUAUUAUUUAAACUGUGAAGCAAAAUAAUUUUUAAACUGAAGUUUAAAGCUGGGGUGCUAUUGUCGUGAAUUGAAGAUGUCGGCACAGGUCUAUUGAACUUCGUGUCACAGGUCUAUUGAACUUCGUGUCAUGGUGUAUUUUUUACUGUUCCCUUUACUUAACUGUUUAUACUGAUCCAGUGUCUUUUUUUUUUGUCUUUUCUGAUUCUGUGUAAUGGUCUAAAUUGUUUUGUGACCUGCUCUUGUCCUUUUCACCCUUUGUAAGAGAUUCAUAAUUGUCUUCUAGUACUAUUUCAGACCCAGGGCACUCCAUUUGCUCAGCUGGUAUCAUGUUAGAAAUCAAAGUGGAUGGCCUUGGAUCAAAUCCCAGACAGGGCAUUCUUGAACUCUGAUCAUUUUGUGGAAUUUUCAAAGCUCUCAACCCAUUUUGCUUGCUCCCCACUGGAGACGGAUGUGAAAUUUGGAGGUCCCACCUCUUGAAUAACCUAAUUGUGUUGAUAGGGGCUUUAAACCCAUACACUUACUUUUUUUUUUUACUUCAGAUGGAUACAGCAGUUUCCAUUGUUUGUAUUAAUUUUGUGUGUCUGUGCUUGUUGUUAUUGAGUAUCAAUCAGAAACCACAGUUUCAACCAGUGUAUCAGUAGCAGAAUUUUCAGAUCGGACAACAUGGUUGUGUUAAAAAUCUUAAUAAACUUUUCUUACACUUUUGCUUUAUAUUCAUGCUCUGCUGCUAUUUCUCAUGAAAUGUUUGCAUAGAUCUUUAUAUAAUUAGUAUCUAAUGUUUCUUGAAAAUGAGAGGGUGAGCAUAUUGAAUCAUUGACCUAAAUUGUUAUUAUUGCCUGCCAGUAGUUGGGUGUUUUUUGUUGUUGUUUGUUUAUUAUUCUUUUAAAACAUUUGGCUUGUGCUAUUUAGAUAAUAAUUGUUGACAGUCUUUUAAUUAAAAAACAUCUUGUAUAUUAUUGUCUUCUGAUUUUUGCAAACAAGGUUAACAGCAGAAUGAUCUUUUUUUUUUUUCUAUUUUAUUGAUUGUAUUUUUUUGGUGUAUUUUUGAUGCAGCCCAGCCACAUUUGAUCAAAUUUUUACAGUGCAAUGUGAAAUGUGGUCUGGUCUUAUUCCUGACACUUUGUGGUGUUAUGUCAUUGAGGUGAUACUGCCCCUGUCUCCUCCACUGGAUAGUCAUAUCAAUUCAUACGGAAAUAAAUUUUUCAAGAUACAUGUACUAUGUAAA
Aplysia californica (California sea hare) is the source of this 6524-nucleotide messenger RNA. Its product is annotated as protein GDAP2 homolog. The transcript is spliced from 13 exons. Lineage: Eukaryota; Metazoa; Mollusca; Gastropoda; Aplysiida; Aplysiidae. Bases 16 to 1611 code for a protein of 531 amino acids. The record is from RefSeq and is a predicted model, not a curated record.